GUCGGGAUGGCUGUGAUGACGACGGGGUUUCACAGUGGGACGAGCCGACUCUGCAAAUGGCUACGAGGUGCGAUUUGUCGAUUUGUUCUUCAUUAAUCUCCUCUUGUGCGGCUCGGAAGAAAGCGAACGACCGCUCUGCCUCACAGGCCGCCCUCAGGUUUCAAUGUCAUAACACUCAGUGACGGUGGUAACACAGGAUUAUUAAAAGCAAACAUCACCUCAUUGCUUUAGGAAUUUGACUGAAGUGAACAAGGAAGAGGGAACAAGCCGCAGAAGACAGAAAUCAUUGCACCCACACUCCUUCACGGGGCUAUGGAGGAGGAGGGGCAGCAAAGCCUGGAGUGUAUCCAGGCCAAUCACAUUUUCCCUCGGAAGCCCCCCGUCCUUGAUGAAGAUGAUCUUCAGGUGCCCUUUCCAGAGCUACAUGGAGAAUUUACAAAGUACGUGGGCCGGGCGGAGGAUGCUGUCAUCGCAAUGUCCCCUUACCGACUGCACAUCAAGUUCAAAGAGUCAGUUGUAAACAGCUGUUCGUGUGAGGUGUCAGUUCCCCUGCAGCUGAUAGAAAGUGUUGAAUGUCGGGACAUCUUCCAGCUGCACAUCACCUGCAAAGACUGCAAGGUCAUCAGGUGCCAGUUCUCCACGUUUGAGCAGGGUCAGGAGUGGCUAAAGAGGCUGAGUGCUGCCGUCCGUCCUCCCGCUCACAUAGAGGAGCUCUUCUCCUUCGCCUUCCACGCAUGGUGUUUGGAGAAGGAACAGCACGGGGAUCUCUGCAGACCAGGUGAACAUGUGAUGUCACGUUUUCACAAUGAGGUGGAGCGAAUGGGCUUCGACACUCAAAACGCCUGGAGAAUAUCUGAGAUCAACAACAAGUACAAGUUGUGUUCCAGCUACCCUCAACUGCUGUUGGUGCCAGCCUGGAUUACAGACUCGGAGUUGGACAAUGUGGCAGCCUUCCGGUCCUGGAAGAGAAUUCCGUCUGUGGUUUACAGGCACCAGAGCACCGGGGCGGUGAUUGCUCGCUGCGGGCAACCUGAGGUCAGCUGGUGGGGCUGGAGGAACGCAGAUGAUGAGCACCUGGUGCAGUCUAUUGCUAAGGCAUGUGCCGUGGACAGCAGGUCCUGUAAAGGCCUUACCAAUGGCUCGAUCUCCCGCGAGUACACUAACGGAGCCGACCUCUCGGAUGUGGACUUCGACUCGUCCAUAACUAACAGCUCAGAGGUGGAGUCACUGGCCAUCCAACCUCGUAAACUUCUGAUCCUGGAUGCCAGGUCUUACGCUGCUGCCGUGGCCAACAGAGCCAAAGGAGGAGGGUGUGAAUGUCCAGAGUACUACCCUAACUGUGAGGUGGUGUUCAUGGGCAUGGCCAACAUUCAUUCCAUCCGCAAGAGUUUCCAGUCUCUGCGUUCCCUCUGCACACAGAUGCCCGAUCCUGCCAACUGGUUGUCUGCUCUGGAGAGCACAAAGUGGCUGCAACAUCUCUCGCUUCUGCUCAAAGCAUCUCUGCUCGUCGUGAACGCUGUGGACCGCGACCACAGGCCCGUCAUGGUGCACUGCUCGGAUGGCUGGGACCGCACCCCUCAGAUAGUGGCACUUGCCAAACUUCUGCUGGACCCGUUCUACCGCACCAUUGAGGGUUUUCAGGUGCUUGUUGAGAUCGAGUGGUUGGACUUUGGGCACAAGUUCGCCGAUCGUUGCGGUCACGGAGAAAACGCAGAGGACCUGAACGAGCGCUGUCCUGUCUUCCUGCAGUGGUUAGACUGCGUUCACCAGCUUCAGAGACAGUUCCCGUGUUCAUUCGAGUUCAAUGAAGCCUUUCUGGUGAAGCUCGUACAGCACACAUACUCCUGUCUGUUCGGGACGUUCCUGUGUAACAGCGGGAAGGAGCGUGAAGACCGACACAUCCAGGAAAGGACCUGCUCUGUGUGGUCUCUCCUUAGACCUGCCAACCGCUCCUUCAGAAAUAUGCUCUACUCGUCCCAUUCAGAGACCGUGCUGCAUCCCGUAUGUCACGUGCGUAAUCUUCUGCUAUGGACAGGCGUUUACCUCCCCAGUUCUUCACCAACAACCCCUUCGGAUGACUCCUGUGCCCCCUACCCUGCACCUGGUGCCAACUCUGAAGAUCAGCCCCUGGGCAGGCGUCCAAAGACUCGCUCAUUCGAUAACUUGCCCAGCGCUUGUGAAGUUGGAAACCCAUUGACCUCAAAUCGACGUUCCAGCGAUCCCAGUUUAAAUGAGAAGUGGCAGGACCAUCGCAGGUCUCUGGAACUCAACAUUGGGACGGGGGCUGACAGUGCUGCAUCUCAAGAUCCAGAGGGGAGGGUCAAUGGCGUGGAACGUAUGGGAACAUUGCCCAAUGGAGGCACAGAGGAUGUCAGGUUGCCAGUGAUGGAGGGGGUGGAUGAUGCGGAGCUGUCCCUGACAGUGGGUGUGGCUAUGGGUCAGAUGGAAAACAUUCUACAGGAAGCAACAAAGGACGACUCCACACCAGAUAAUCGCAGAGAUGCUAAGACAGACCACACUAAUGAAACCUCUGUUCAAAAGUGUCCUAAUGGCCAGAUGAACGAUAUCGCACAUUUGGCAGAGGUUCAGAGCAACAACGGCAAUGUUAUCGAGACGCAACUAACGGCUACUACUAAAUCCGAAAGCCUCGCAGAGAGAAACGUCAAUGGACAUUGUUCAGAGGAUGGAAGUUCAGAGGCCUCUUCUGCUCUCAGCCGAGGUACCUCGGAAAGCCAAGACUCAGCCGAGGAAACCCUACAGGAACCUAACCUCUCUUGUAACGCACCUAAUUUCCCACCCAAUGGCCUUAGGACUCUCAGUAAUGGCUUUGGGGUUGACAAACCACCGCCCGAGAGCCAGGCAUCUACCGCUGGACCAGAGAUCAGAUAUGAGGCUCUUGAACAAGCUGAGAAACGGCUUUCCCUAUUGGAAAGCUCCACGGAGACGCUUACGGAAGACUUGGGUGUCCGGCCGGAGAGUCUUGGACCUUUGACUAUCCCUCACCCUCUUAAAACAUUAGCAGAAUCCUCGUGCCUCAAACAAGGUCUCGAUGCCGAAUCUGGCACCACCAGGACUAUAAACGACAUCCCCAAACGGCCGUCUCUUAGUGCCUUUCCAUCCUCUUGUACCUCUGCUGACCCCCAUAAUCCCACUUGUAACGGAGAAUCGCCAGGCCCAGAGCCCUCCACGCCACAGUGGGCACGCACAAACGGGGAACGGACAGCGCUUAGCCGGCAAGUGUCGCUUGCCAGCUGCGGCUCGCUGACUUUAAACGCACGGGGCACCUGCUCCCACCAUCGCUGCCUGCAUUUGGGAUUUCUGGGGCGGCCGAGCUUCACUCCUCCAGAACCGCCUUCGGCCCGGAGCCAUUUGGAUGAUGAUGGCUUGACCCUUCACACAGAUGUCGUGCAGCAGCGUCUGAGGCAGAUCGAGGCCGGUCACCAAUUGGAGGUGGAAGCCCUGAAGAGACAGGUACAGGAGCUCUGGAGUCGUCUGGAGAGCCAACAGUCUGCUGGGAUGCUGCGCCUCAAUGGAGACAUGGCAGACGAAGUGACCUCUAUGGCAGACUCUGACUUUAAUCUGGAGCCCAGCUGUUUGUCCCGCUGCAGUACUGAACUCUUUUCUGAGGCCAGCUGGGAGCAGGUGGACAAGCAGGACACUGAGGUGACCCGUUGGUACCCGGACCAUCUGGCAGCUCAGUGCUACGGCUGUGAGAAAGGCUUCUGGCUGGCUACUAGAAAGCACCAUUGCAGAGGCAGGGAGCACAUGGAUGAGGUUUGGAAUUGUGGGAAUGUGUUCUGUGCCAGCUGUUGCGAUCAGAAGAUCCCGGUGCCAAGCCAGCAGUUGUUCGAGCCCAGUCGCGUGUGCAAGUCGUGUUUUAGCAACCUGGAGACCCUGGCACCAUCUCUGGAGAUAGAGCUGGAUAAACCCAUUACGGCCAGCUCCAACUAAUCUCAGAACAGAAACAGGUCAAGCCAGCUGGUUCAGAGAAGAGACUGUUUUGUGGGUAGUCACUUUUUUGCGAAGGUAGGAAACUACCUGAAGGGAAUGGUGUGUGUAUAUACGGGACGGAGCGAGAGGAGGAUGCUUUGCACUUUCAGUUAGAGACUGCUGAACUUAUUUGCGGGAGCGAUUGAAAGCUUGUCUUCAUUUAUGAUGAAACUUGUCCUGUCCCUGCUGCGUAAAGCUGCGCAAGUGGAUGGUGCAACAUCAAUUUUUUUUAAUAGGAUUUCCUCAUCUCACGAAGAUAUUAGAUUUCAGUGGUGUUCUUGGGAAUGCCGCACGGGGAAAGGUGCUUCUUGGACAAGGCCGCAACGUCCUAGCUUUGAUUUUGAGUUCUCAUCUUUAUCUAUCAACUCCUAAUAUAUCCAUUUCUUUGGUUUAUCAGGGUUUCUCUUUUUUUAUUGAGGAAGAAAAAGGAGUAGAAACCUGUUUUCCCCCUCUCUUUUUUUAUUUUUUUAUUCUCAGCACAGGUCUAUUGGCGUCAAAUUCUGGACAGCCCUUUCACACAUACACAUUACCUGAUUAAUGACUGUUUGUUAGUAACUCCAUACAAUGGUCAUGGAUGUGCUUGAAUAUCAUUCACCUUUUCUCUCCAAUGUAGAGACAGAAACCGAUGUCAUCAUGGACCGCUAGAUGGCGCUCUUGGCUUUCUGAUCAGCAGAGACUUUAUCACUCUAAUGCAUUUUUUGUAACAUAAAUGCAAGACAAAAUAAUGAGAUAAUAUAUAAGAAUGAGACGUAUAGCAUUUAAGAUGAGAAAUUGUAUAGAAUUCUUGAAUAGUGGCUCACUAAAUUAGUUACCACAUAUAAGUUGUCUGUUUUCCCCAGUUGUAGUCACUUGGGGUUUUCGUUGUUAUUUCAUUUUUUUCUUCUUUUUUUGCGCUAAAAGAAGAAUCUGAAUGGCGUAUAUAUAUUUGAGAGGUAUUUUAUUUGAAAUGCUGCAGAUGGCCCCAGAUAAUUUUUUUUUUUUUCAAUUUUUUAACACUUAUUUAUUGCCAUCUUUUUGGAGUAUGUUCGGUCUUGACAUUUGAUUGACAGGAUAAUCAGUGUUGAUUGGUAAUUGGAUGUGUGUGAGCUGCACUGAAUAUAGAUAUCCCAAAAAAUACACCAACAUUCCCACUUCCAUACACACAUUUGGUAUUUUUAUCACUUUUAUUUAAGAAAUGAUACACAAAUUAUAAUCUGAUUAUUUUGCUUACACCCUCCUGUUUUUUUUCUUUGCAAAGGUUUAUUUCAAGAAUUCCCAUCGCCAACAUAUGAGGAAUGAGUACAGUUGUCUAUAUUUACUCGCACUUACUGAUUUUUCAAUCUGAUAUUGCUCUUUUUAUUUUCAAUUUGUAUAAUCUUCAUACACAUUAACCGACCACAUCUGUUUUAGAAAAUACAAUGCAACACCUUAAAAGCAUCACAACUGUACUCCAUUUGAUUUCUCAGUUAGGAGAGAUAUGAGUGCUAGUAAAUAAUGACACAACCUGUUGAAUUCAAAGUGGUGACAAAAGUCGUCAUCUGAUCCUUUAGUGAAAUUCGUGAAGGUUUGGAUUUCUUGCUAGGCGUUAAUUCUCCUGACUGAUGAUAUCUGCACCUCUUCAGAAGUAAAGCGUGUUGUGGAUUCAGUGUAAACAGUGGAUCUGCUUUUGCAUAAACGCCAAUCCAUGAAUGUGAAUUUUUUUCCAGCACAGGAAAUCCCAUGGUUUAUAUUUUGCACAUUGGUAACCAUCAGAAAUAGACACUGUUGCAGACCUCUAUAAGAAUAAAAGUGGAAUUCCAAUCUAA
Messenger RNA from Paramisgurnus dabryanus, 5774 nucleotides. It is a transcript of the gene mtmr3, whose product is annotated as myotubularin related protein 3. Gene Ontology annotation, biological process: phosphatidylinositol dephosphorylation; regulation of autophagy. NCBI's taxonomy places the organism in Eukaryota, Metazoa, Chordata, Actinopteri, Cypriniformes, Cobitidae. The record is from RefSeq and is a predicted model, not a curated record. Gene Ontology annotation, molecular function: phosphatidylinositol-3-phosphate phosphatase activity; metal ion binding; protein phosphatase binding. Gene Ontology annotation, cellular component: cytoplasm; membrane.